Molecule: messenger RNA, 1451 nt
Organism: Choloepus didactylus (southern two-toed sloth)
Lineage: Eukaryota; Metazoa; Chordata; Mammalia; Pilosa; Megalonychidae
Product: guanine nucleotide-binding protein-like 3-like protein
Exons: 4
Coding region: 120-830 (236 amino acids)
Cellular component (GO): nucleolus
Source: RefSeq, a predicted model, not a curated record
AGCGAUCGUGUCUCCUCUGCUAACCGUGUUUCGCUACUACCGUCUCCUCUCAGAUCCCUGCCGAAAGUACAGGAAGAAAGUAAGCAGCUUUGAACCUACCUGUUUUCAAGCUGGUCUUCAUGAUGAAACUUAGACACAAAAAUAAAAAGGCAGGUAAAGGCUCGAAAGGCUGCAAGAAGACUGCAAAGCAGAGUGGGAAGAAAGCAGCCUCCAAAUUGCCCUCCGUUCCUCAGCUUUUUCACAUCAAUGAUCAUGUCAAAUGGGAGGCUGAAUUAAAGCAGAAGAGGGUAGAGGAGAUGAGGGAGAAGCAGCAGACUGCCCGGGAGCAAGAGAGACACAGACGCAGGACCAUCGAGUGCUACUGUCAAGAUGUCUUGAGACGCCAGAAGGAGUUUGAGGAAAAGGAAGAAGUUUUGCAGGAAUUAAAUAUGUUUCCUCAGCUGGAUGAUGAGGCCACGAGGAAGGCUUAUUACAAGGAGUUUCGUAAGGUUGUAGAAUAUUCUGAUGUGAUUCUGGAAGUCCUGGAUGCUAGAGACCCAUUGGGCUGCCGCUGCUUCCAAAUGGAAGAGGCUGUUCUGCGGGCAGAAGGCAGUAAGAAACUGGUCCUGGUCUUGAACAAGAUUGACCUAGUCCCUAAGGACAUUGUGGAAAAGUGGCUGGAUUACCUUCGGAAUGAACUGCCAACUGUAGCUUUCAAAGCCAGCACCCAGCAUCAGGUCAAAAACCUGGUGAGCCUGUGUAUAGGGGUGUCUAACCUCAUUCAGGGUAGCCUAGGGUCAGGGUUGGGAGAUAGUGAUUUAAGUGAGGACUUACAGCUCUUUGGUAAUUGAACUGUAUCUUCAACUUUGAGUUUUUGCUCUUCUGGGUGACUUCUUAAUAUUAAUUUCAGUUUUUCCCUUCCUAUAGAUCCCUUUUUAGGAAGCAUUUUUUUUUUUCAGUUGUAAGAGUAGUGCAUGCUGUAUAAAAAAUUUGGAAAAUACAGAGGAGUAAAAGGAAAUAUCACUCUUGACUUAAACUCUCAGCAGUAACUACUUUUUUUUCAGUUUUCCUCUUUGGGAUCCAAGUACAUUAGCAAUAGACACACAUAAAAACUUAGUUACUCGGUGGUCAUAAAAGAGACCAAGUAAAUGCUGCCAUUUUAAGGAAACAUUUCAAAAUGAGAGAAAAAAGACAUUUACUUUAUAGUUGCAAUUGGGAGAAUGACAGUGAUGUAAGUUGGCAGCCACAAGUCACCUCUGGGAAGCUCCAGAUUUAGGGGAGGCAGUGGGAUGCUGUGUUGUAGGGGUCUCAGCAGAGGAAGGACCACCACUUGACUUUACAGGGGUGAGCAUAUGGUAUCUAGAGAUACCACAACAUUCAAAAAUUAGAGUAACAGCUCUUGGUGCUGAACAUGAUGUAUGCAAUGGAAGUGUCAUUCUUGGCUUGGCUUCUCAGUGUGCAUUUUUCUUUUC